UUUUCUCCCCCUCCCCGGCGAGAGGGAGCCGCUCAAUAGGGGCGAGUGUUCUAAGUCCGACCCCCGCCCCUCCCGUCCCGUCCGCCCUUCUUUUCCCGGCGGCGGAGCGGGCGCCCGCUCACUCGGAGGAGAUGCGGCGCGUGGGCUGCCUGCUGCUGUUGGGGAGCGUCCUGCUGGCCGGGGGGGCGCCCCCCGGCCCGUGCCCGUCGGCGUGUCGCUGCCACGGCGACCUGCAGCACGUGAUCUGCGAGGGCGCGGGCCUGAAGAAGAUUCCGCGCGUGUCGGCGUCGACGCGGCUUCUCGACCUGCAGCGGAACCCGCUGGGCGGCGUGCCCGGCGGCGCUUUCGCCGACAGCGGCGGCCUGGUGUCGCUGCACAUGCAGCGCUGCCGGCUGCGCCGCCUGGCCGCCGGCGCCUUCCGGGGCCUGACGCAGCUGGUCUACCUGUACCUGUCGCACAACCGCAUCGCCGGCGUCCACCCCGAGGCCUUCCGGGACCUGGGCCGGCUGACCUACUUGCACCUGGACCACAACCGCAUCGCCGAGCUGGCCAAAGGAGUCUUCUCGCCGCUGGUCAACCUGUUCGCGCUGUUGCUGGACGACAACAAGCUGCGGCGGCUACGACCGGGGACCUUCGCCGGCGCCGGGGACCUGCGGCGGCUGCACCUGAGCGGCAACGAGCUCAGCGCGCUGGACGCCGGCUCGCUGGACGACGUGGAGAACCUGGCCGCGCUGCGCCUGGACGCCAACCGGCUGGCUUCCUUCCCCGCCGCCGCCCUGGCCGGCCUGCGCGUGGUGGAGGAGCUGUCGCUGGCCGGCAACCCCCUGGGGAGCGUCCCGGACCGGGCCUUCCUCAGCUUCGGCCGUUACCUGGAGACGCUCUGGCUGGACCGCGCCGGCCUGGAGAAGAUGUCGGACGAGGCGUUCGCGGGGGUGACGGCGCUGACCUCGCUCCACCUCGACGACAACAAACUGCGAGCGCUUCCCAGAAGCCUGGACCUGUCGCGAGUGACCAAUCUGACGGUGGCCAACAACCCCUGGACUUGCAGCUGCCAGCUGGCGCCGCUCCGCAGGUGGAUGGACGCCCACGGCCGGCGGCCGACGGACGCCCUGUGCGCCUCGCCGCCGUCGCAGCGAGGCAAGCGGGUUCGAGAAAGCGCCGUCUUCGCCGCCUGCCGGGCCGAGCCCAAGCCCAAGAAGAACAAGGCCGCCGCCGCUCGCCAGUGAGCGGGGUCGGAGGCCGGCCGGGAGGUCGGGGGGCCGGUUCGAUCGUCGCUACGACCCGCCGGAGGGCGGACCGCCCCUGGUCCGACGCCUCGCCACGUUCCGGCGCCGCCGAUCGCUCUCUCGGCUCAAUCGCUUUCAAAAGACGACACCCGAGCUUCGC
Molecule: messenger RNA, 1386 nt
Organism: Corythoichthys intestinalis (scribbled pipefish)
Lineage: Eukaryota; Metazoa; Chordata; Actinopteri; Syngnathiformes; Syngnathidae
Gene: chad
Product: chondroadherin
Exons: 3
Coding region: 132-1226 (364 amino acids)
Cellular component (GO): extracellular matrix
Molecular function (GO): protein binding
Source: RefSeq, a predicted model, not a curated record